UCUCCUCUGCCGCUCCUCUCCUCCGUCUAUCACUUUGUCUGCGCUCAUUCUCCUGUAUGGUGGAUAUUCUGCUCAAUACGUCUUUCUUGGAUGAUAUGGGGGAUCAUUCCAAAAAGAAGUCGGGAAUCGCGAUGUGUGUGGGCUGUGGAAGUCAGAUACACGACCAGUACAUCCUGAGAGUUUCCCCGGACCUGGAGUGGCAUGCAGCCUGCCUCAAGUGUGCAGAGUGCAGCCAGUACCUAGACGAGACCUGCACAUGCUACGUCCGGGACGGGAAAACUUACUGUAAAAGAGAUUAUGCAAGGCUAUUUGGCAUCAAAUGUGCAAAGUGUAACAUGGGCUUCUGCAGCAGCGACCUGGUGAUGAGAGCUCGGGACAGUGUUUAUCACAUGGAGUGUUUUCGGUGCUCGGUUUGCAGUCGACACCUCCUGCCGGGGGACGAGUUCUCCCUGCACGACGACGAGCUGCUGUGUCGAGCGGAUCACGGCUUGUUGGAGCGGGCCUCUGCAGGGAGCCCGCUGAGCCCCGGGAGCAUCCACAGCAGACCGCUGCACAUCUCUGAGCCGGUUUCGGUCCGACACCCUCCUCAUCACAGGAACCAUGUGCACAAGCAGUCUGAGAAGACGACCCGGAUCCGGACAGUGCUGAACGAGAAGCAGCUCCACACGCUGCGGACAUGUUACAACGCCAACCCCCGGCCUGACGCUCUCAUGAAGGAGCAGCUUGUGGAGAUGACCGGCCUGAGCCCCCGGGUGAUCCGCGUCUGGUUCCAGAACAAGCGCUGCAAAGACAAGAAGAGGUCCAUUCUGAUGAAGCAGCUGCAGCAGCAGCAGCAACACAGCGACAAGACUAAUUUCCAGGGCCUGACGGGCACAGCUCUGGUGGCAGGAAGUCCCAUCCGCCACGACAACACAGUGCAGGGGAAUCCUGUGGAGGUGCAGACCUACGAGCCCCCGUGGAAAAGUCUCAGCGACUUCGCCCUGCAGAGUGACCUGGACCAGCCCGCCUUCCAGCAGCUGGUGUCUUUCUCUGAAUCGGGCUCUUUGGGUAACUCUUCAGGCAGUGACGUGACCUCUCUGUCGUCACAGUUACCGGACACACCGAACAGUAUGGUCCCGAGUCCCGUGGACACGUGAGGAGAGGUCACAGGGUCAAACGGACCUCCACUGGAUGAAGACGUGCGAUCAAGAAAAGAAAGAAAAAAAAGGAGCAGCAUGGAGUCUGCUUGUGGAUACAUUCAGGUCCCGAUUGGGAAAUUGGAAAUCUGACUAUUGCCUUAACAUCCAGGCUUUUUUUUUUUUUUAGCUCAUUGACUUGCUCAAGGACACAGCCGCUGAUGGCCACAGGACUGUGGGCUACAUAUCACACUACUAAUGCCUGAACUGGACCUAACCGGGUGAAUACGGGAUAUAAACACGCGGGCCUGUUUUGGACGUUUAACCUCUUGUAUAUUUGAUCAAACAGGCCUAUACAAACUGUGUACACGUGCAUGAUUUGUAAGUUUCAGUAUUGACUGUUGUAAAUGAAUGAAAGAGAUAAGACGAGCUUCGUUCGCGUUUACCCUAGAAAAUAAGUUAUUAAUAUUUAUUAUGAGGACAGACA
Molecule: messenger RNA, 1602 nt
Organism: Labrus bergylta (ballan wrasse)
Lineage: Eukaryota; Metazoa; Chordata; Actinopteri; Labriformes; Labridae
Gene: isl2a
Product: ISL LIM homeobox 2a
Biological process (GO): neuron fate specification; axonogenesis; positive regulation of transcription by RNA polymerase II
Cellular component (GO): nucleus
Molecular function (GO): cis-regulatory region sequence-specific DNA binding; DNA-binding transcription factor activity, RNA polymerase II-specific
Source: RefSeq, a predicted model, not a curated record